Messenger RNA from Eruca vesicaria subsp. sativa (arugula), 732 nucleotides. NCBI's taxonomy places the organism in Eukaryota, Viridiplantae, Streptophyta, Magnoliopsida, Brassicales, Brassicaceae. The record is from the annotation of a GenBank genome assembly.
AAGAAAAUGGCGGAUCAGCUCACCGACGAUCAGAUCUCUGAGUUCAAGGAAGCCUUCAGCUUAUUCGACAAAGAUGGUGACGGUUGCAUUACCACCAAGGAGCUAGGAACUGUGAUGCGUUCUCUAGGACAGAACCCAACAGAAGCUGAGCUCCAAGACAUGAUCAACGAAGUCGACGCUGACGGUAACGGAACCAUUGAUUUCCCUGAGUUCUUGAACCUCAUGGCUCGUAAGAUGAAGGACACUGACUCCGAGGAAGAGCUUAAAGAAGCGUUCCGGGUUUUCGACAAGGACCAGAACGGUUUCAUCUCAGCUGCUGAGCUCCGUCAUGUGAUGACUAACUUAGGUGAGAAGCUCACUGAUGAAGAGGUUGAUGAGAUGAUUAAGGAAGCUGAUGUUGAUGGUGAUGGUCAGAUUAACUAUGAGGAGUUUGUUAAGGUCAUGAUGGCUAAGUGAUUGUGGUUUUUGGUUUGCCUCUAUCUGUCUUACUAAAACUCUGUUAUGUAAUUUUUAUAUUGCUUUAUGUAUGUUCUUAAAUUUUUAUUCAUGGGACUCGGUUCUGUUUUCUGGUUGUUUUAAGACCAAAUGGUAUCUCUUUUAUGGUUUGUGUGAAGUCUUGCUUUUGUUUUGUAAGUUGUGUAACUUCCUCGUCUAGUUUUGUGGUUUCUUAUUAAUUCUAGCAAUGCAUUGUAUGAGAAGUUGAAUACGUACAUUCUGAACCAAGCAUUUGCC